Messenger RNA from Cordyceps militaris CM01, 804 nucleotides. RefSeq lists its product as uncharacterized. The coding region runs from base 1 to 804 and encodes 267 amino acids. The record is from RefSeq and is a predicted model, not a curated record. Lineage: Eukaryota; Fungi; Ascomycota; Sordariomycetes; Hypocreales; Cordycipitaceae. The transcript has a single exon.
AUGGUCCAGUGGCUCGCCAACCCCGCGACGCACGCCUCCCGGGGCACCCUCCGCGACGGGGUCCUCGCGCCCAACAAACGUCCCGCGCGGCGGGGGUACUCUGUCACGGAUGCGCCGCCCGACUUUUUCGCCGCCGCCGCCGCUUUGUCGGCCGCGCCGCCCUCCUCGUCCUCGGCGCACAUUCCCACCGAGGCCUCGAUUCCCGAAAACGCCGUGCUGCGCAGCGGGCCCCCCCUUGCAGCCUCCUCCCACCGCGCACCUCAGACGAAGAAGCCCCCGCGACGCUCCUACUCGGCCACGGACAAGGAGCCCGAAGACACCACCAUUACUGCUGCUGCUGCUGCAGACCACCAGCGCCACCCCCUCCUCAGCGGCGGCGGCCUGCUCAGCCUCCCGCCCGAGCUGCACUACACGCUCUUUGACCUGCUCGACCCCAUCGACGCCGUGUGUCUCGGCCUCGCGCACCCGGCGCUCUACGCCGUCCACCGGCGUCUCACCGCCGCCGCCCGCGUCCCGCUCAGCAGCCGGUACAGCGGGCCCAACGACCUCGAGUGGGUGUGGCGCGGCGUGCGGCAUCUCAGCGGCCAGCGCGGCAGCACCACCACCACCACCACCACCAACCCCCGCCCGCUUGACGGACUCCGCGUCAAAGGCCAGGUCUACUGCCGCAAGUGCGGCAUCUCUCGCUGCGAACUCCACAGACACAUCCAGGGCUGGAUGGGCCCCGGCUACCAGUACUGCGAGAUUCGCGAACGCUUCGGCCCCCCGCCCCGGCUGAUGCCGCCAAGGCAUACUGCUUCAUGA